This is a messenger RNA of Saimiri boliviensis boliviensis (Bolivian squirrel monkey), 3277 nucleotides long. RefSeq names its product apolipoprotein L6 (gene APOL6). Gene Ontology annotation, molecular function: lipid binding. The record is from RefSeq and is a predicted model, not a curated record. Gene Ontology annotation, biological process: lipoprotein metabolic process; lipid transport. Gene Ontology annotation, cellular component: extracellular region; membrane. NCBI's taxonomy places the organism in Eukaryota, Metazoa, Chordata, Mammalia, Primates, Cebidae.
GACGAUCGCUCCGGCACCCCGUCACUCGCUGAUGGGCUCCUCACGGCAGCUCUAAGCCACAGGAGCUGUUUUCAUACCCCGUACAGGUCCGUGCGGUGACACAGCCAGGACAGAGACCAGAGACUCGGUCCUUGACUUUGAGUCUGCUCUUUCACCUCAUUGUGCAUCUAAUUAGAGAAACACGCUAAAAGGAAACUGAAAGCGCCCAGCUGUUUCUUAAAAGCCAAGAUUUCCUGGAAGAGCCCCAGAGCUUUUGCUUUUUCUUUCCUGCAGCACUUAACCCGAAGGCAGUUUUGCAGUCAAUUCUGGUUCAGAAGCCACCCUAUUCUUCCUCUCUGUCUUUCUGCAGCCCACUGGCUCACAGCCCCCUGCCAGACCAGGGGACCUCGGAGAGGCAAGGACGAAGUUUCGGGAUCUUCCCCUCCCUCAGGACCCGAGGCCACCAAGGAGAGAGCUCCGGAGAGAGAAGAAAGGUGGUACAGUGUCUCUCCCCCACCAGAACACCUGCCAUUCUGAAUAUGAGGAGGAUCAGAGACGUGUUUUUGAACACCACAAAAGCAGAGAAAUCUCCACCAGAUCAAGAAAAUCAUUUGACUCCUAAGGACACAGAUUUGGUGCCACAGAGGCUGCUGGACAACCAGGCAGAGAAAGAAUGCAAGGCUGGUGUUGGUUUGCAAAGGGAAAAAGAUGAUGCUUUUCUGUGUGAAGAUGUCGAGCUACAGGAAGGAGAUCUGACCCCCGAAGAAAAAAUAUUUUUGAGAGAAUUUCCCAGAAUGAGAGAAGAUGUAAAAGGGAACAUUGAGAAGCUCCGUGCCCUCGCAGAGGAUAUUGACAAAAUCCACAAGAAAUUCACCGGGACUAAGUUGGUGGCCAACUCCACUGCUGUCAUCUCUGGGGUGGUGAGCCUCCUGGGGUUAGCCCUUGCCCCAGUAACAGGAGGAGGAAGCCUGCUACUCUCCGCCGCUGGUCAAGGUUUGGCGGCAGCAGCUUCGGUCACCAGCAUUGUGACCGAUACGCUGGAGCACUCCCAAAAUAAAAAAGCCCAAGCUCGGGCUGAAGACAUACUGCCCACCCAUGACCAGGAGGACGAGGAAGCUGAGAAAGAGAAGGGGGACUAUUUCGGGGCCGCUGUAAAGGUUAUCUCUAACGUUAACAACGCCGUGAAGCACGCCAAACAAAACGUCCGUGCAUUUCAGAAAGUCAGAGCCAACCCACACUUGGCCAACGCCGCCAAGCGUCUUCUGACCACUGGCAGAGUCUCCUCCCGGAGCACCGCACGGGUGCAAAAGGCCUUUGCAGGGACAACGCUGGCAAUGACCAAACGUGCUCUCAUGCUGGGAGGGACGAUGGCUGUCGUCUCCCUUGGCUUUGACUUGGCCACUCUCUCCAAAGAAUGGAAGCACCUGAAGGAAGGAGCAAGGGCAAAGCUGGCGGAAGAGUUGAGAGCCAAGGCCUCCGAGCUGGAGAGGGAGCUCACAGAACUCACCCAGCUCUACCAGAGCUUGCAGCAGAAAGUGAGGUCAAGGGCCAGAGGGCCGGGGAAGGCUUUAACGGGGAUCUGCAAAACUGAGGCUUACCAGAUGGGGUUAAGGGAGCAUGUGUGGAUAUGUGUGUGUCUGUGUGUGUGUGUCUGUGUGUAUGUCAUGUUUACAUGACUGCUCCUCAGGACAUGGGUAUACAAUGGCCUUGGAGGUCCAAAUAAUAUCAAGUACAUCUUUGGAGAUGAGGGUGCCUGUCCUGGACACACGUGGGCAUGCCUUCUGCUUCUCCCUCAACACUUCUUAAGGCCCAUGUGCCGGGAAAAGAGUCUUCCCAGUUUGUUAGUUUGGUUGCUUUGAGACGGGGUCUCUGUCACCCAGGCUGGAGUGCAGUGAUGUAAUCUCGGCUCACUGCAACCUCCGCCUCCUGAGUACAAGCAGUUCUCCUGCCUCAGCCUCCCAAGUAGCAGGGAUUAUAGGCACAUGCCAACGCACCCUGCUUUUUUUUUUUUUUUUUUUUUUGCGUUUUUAGUGGAGACAGGGUUUCACCAUGUUGGACCGGUUGGUCUUGAAUUCCUGACCUCCUGACCUUAAGUGAUCCACCCACCUUGGCCUCCCAAAGUGCUGGGAUUACAGGCGUGAGCCACUGUGCCCAGCCGAGUCUUCCCAGUUUAACAAAGAGGACACUGAACCACAGGGGGAGUUAGGAACUAAAUUGUCUUCUUCUAAUUCAUAUGUUGAAGUUCUAAAGCAAAAUGUGGCUGUAUUUAGAGAUGGAGCCUUUGGGAGGUAAUUAGGGUGGAAUGAGGCCAUCAGGGUGAGGUCCUAAUGUGAUGGAAUUGACUUCCUUAUAAGAGGAGGAGGAAACACAAGAGGACCUCCCCACCCCUGCUGCACAGCCGUGCUGAAGAAAGGCUGCCUGAGGACACAGCAAGAAGGCGGCCGUCUGCAAGGCAGAGGAAGAGAGCCCUCACAAGGAAGUAAAUGAGUCAACAGUGCAGUCUGGGGCUUCCAGCCUCUAGAACUGUGAAACAAUACAUUUCAUGGUGUAAGCAACCCAAUAGUAGUUUGUUACUAUUUUGUGAUAGCCACCAAAGAUGACUAAGCCAGGGACGUUAUGUCACUUGCCAAGUGUCUUAGUCUGUUUGUGCUGCUAUAACAAAAUACCUUAGACUGGGUAAUUUACAAACAACAGAGAUGUAUUGCUCACAGUUCUGGAGGCUGGGAAGUCCAAGAUCAAGGCACCAGCAGAUUCCUAUCUGGUGAAGGCUCACUCUCUGCUUCACAGAUGGCACCAUCUGGCUGUGUCCUCACAUGACAGAAGGGGCAAACAAGCCCCCUUGGGCCUCUUUUAUAAAGGCAUUAAUUCCAUGGCCUAAAGGCAGAGUCCUCAUGACUCUGUCACCUACCAAAAGGCUCCUCUUCUUUAUACUAUUGGAGGGGCAGAAGGAACUUCCUUUCUAGACCUUGAAGGUUUAAGAAUUUGAAUCUAUAAAACAAGCUGACAAUAGAUAGAUUAACAGGAGAAAAGCCUUACAAAUUUUUUAAUGUGAGCCAGAUGGUGGAGGCUUAAAUAGCACCCCAAGCUACAGGAAAAGGGGCUGCUGAUGGGGAAGUGGGGAGGUAGUGACACAAGCCUUGGGAGGGGGUGGAGGAGGAAGCAUGUGGUGAGCAAAGUUUGUCUUAUUACACAGAUAAAGUCUCUCAGGUAACAGCCCUUAGAAGAAUACAGUCAUUGGCCAUGCACAGCGGCUCAUGACUGUAAUCCCAGCACUUUGGGAGGCCAAGGCAGGUAGAUC